This is a messenger RNA of Metarhizium brunneum ARSEF 3297, 1143 nucleotides long. NCBI's taxonomy places the organism in Eukaryota, Fungi, Ascomycota, Sordariomycetes, Hypocreales, Clavicipitaceae. The record is from RefSeq and is a predicted model, not a curated record.
AUGGCUACCCCUAAAGAUAUCCACACCGAGGCGCUAGUCGUCAGUAAGCCAGAGGGAGAUUUCGUGAUGCAGCCUAUUAUUCUUGACGAGGUUCGAUCUGACGAAGUUCUCGUCGAGAUGAAGUAUUCUGGCAUCUGUCACACGGAUAUUUUAUUUCAGACGGCGAAAAUCCCCAAUGUGGAAUAUCCAGCCAUCUUUGGCCACGAGGGUGCCGGGGUCAUUCGAGCCCUUGGCAGCCAUGUCAAGGAUAAAUCUCUACGGGUUGGGGACAGCGUUUUAUUAUCCUUUAAUUCCUGUGGAAAGUGUAAGCAGUGUCUUGCGAGCUCCCCUUCCUGUUGUCACGCCCACUUUCCCAUCAAUGCGGGCUUAGUCCGCGUCUCGGAUGGGAGCACGCCCGCAAGAUUUGCGGAGGGCGGGACACCUAUACGGAGCCAGUGUUUUGGUCAAUCUUCCUUUUCCCGACUAUCGAUUGUUACGGAGAACAGUGUGGUCAAGUGUCCCUAUCCCGAUUCGCUAUCUUACUAUGCUCCUCUGGGCUGCGGGUUCCAGACCGGAGCAGGGACAGUACUUAAUGUACUAAAGCCAGAUAAGACCAAUUCUGUUGUUAUUUUUGGUAUGGGCAGUGUCGGGAUCGCCGCGUUGAUGGCUGCGGCGUACCUCCAAGUGAAGCAGCUUGUGGCGGUUGAUAUCGUCGAUGAGAAGCUUGCACUUGCAAAGGAAUUCGGCGCUACGGUUAUCAACCCAACGAAAAUUGGCGACGAAGGGAUUGGAGCUGUGGUGAAGAGACUCACAGAAGGUGGCGCUGACUACGCUAUCGAUUGUACUGGACGUCUUGCCGUGAUCGAGUCAUUAUUUACAUGUCUAGGCCUAAAAGGCACCGCAGUAUCUGUGGGCGUGCCACCCCCGAACAGCGAAAUUCGCAUCAACCCGCAGACAUUCUUGAUGCAAAACACGAGUUAUAUCGGCGUGCUGGAAGGGGAGUCCAACCCUCAAAAGUUUAUCCCUCAGUUGAUGGAGCUUCAUCAACAGGGGCAUUUCCCCAUCGAAAAAUUAUGCAAGGUCUAUUCUGUAAAAGACUUUGACACGGCAAUACGCGACUUGCGCGAAGGAAAGGUGAUCAAGCCGGUGAUUCAUUGGGAUUAG